GACUUAUAACAAGCUUAACAACAAAUAUUUAAAAAAAUAAAUUUAGUUUCAAAACCUUUUUAAAAAAAUCAAAUUUUACAAAAAGUCAACGAAAAUCACAAAAAAAUCAAUUAAGAAAUAGCAAAAAUUCAUCAGAAUCUACAAAAAAAUGGAUCUUUUCUGUGAAUACUCAACAGUCUCAUCAUUCUACACCGAUGAAAACAUCUACAAGUGUGAAGUCAUUGGAAUCAACAGAAUUGCAACAAAUGGACGUGUCCUCAACAUCCAUGGAACUCAUCCAGAUGGCAAAUCUAAUGCCGAUGUCAACACAUUGACAAUUUUCGAUCAUCAAAUUGAAAACUUUCCACGUUAUUUGUGCAAAUUCUUCCCAAACUUAAAGUCAAUUUCCGUCCUUUGUUGUGGAUUAAAAAAAUUAUCAAAAUUUGACUUUAUUGGAUGUGAAGGAAUUGAAAAGUUGAUGCUGAAUGGAAAUUUAAUCAAGUCUGUGGCUCCGGAUGUCUUUGAAUAUGUUUCAAAUUUAGAAAUAAUUUCAUUUUUUAUGAAUCAAAUUUCAUUUGUGCCUGAAAUUGUCUUUGAUGGACUUAAAAUGUUGAAAUAUGUCAAUUUUAAAAUGAAUCCAGGCAUUGAUUGGUGCUGCAAGGAGUUUGGACGACAAGGAAAUUUAUUGGCAGAAAUUAAGGGGAAGUUGAGGAAGGAUUUUGGUGCUAAACAAGUCAUUGAAAGUGCUGAAAAUGGAACUCAGGAAUUUUUCGAAGCCUUCAAAUUUUUGGAGAAUUUUCGAGACUCGGCAAGGAUUGCAAUGGAAGAUAACUGCGAUAAUAGGAUCAAGAUGAUGUUUAAUAGGUUCUGAA
Messenger RNA from Chironomus riparius, 851 nucleotides. NCBI's taxonomy places the organism in Eukaryota, Metazoa, Arthropoda, Insecta, Diptera, Chironomidae. The record is from the annotation of a GenBank genome assembly.